AUGGAGUUUGGUCAUCCGCCUCCUCCUUCCACUCCCGGUCCUAGCAACGGCAACAGCAUCAUCAUGGAAUCACAGCAUACUUCCGUGCCCCCUUCUCCAUAUGGCCCGCCACCGUCGCCAUUUGCUUCGCUCAUGGCUCCUGUUGCGGAGCAGCCUGCUGCUGCAACCAGCAAGACAAAGGCCAAGCAGCGGGCGCGCACUGGAGCCGGCGUGAAGAAGGCGCCCCUCAAGAAGAAGUCCAAUGGCACCAGCUUGAAGCUUGUGGCAUCCGGUCAAAAGGCGCCAUUCCGCUUCAUGGAUCUCCCUGGUGAGAUUCGAAACAUAGUCUAUCAGCAUACGUACGCCAAUCCAAAGCAGGCUCUCCUCGUCCACCGCCCGCGCAUGGCAUCUCUGCGCUCGCGCACCCGUUUUGAUCGUGCACGCCCUCUUGCCUCUGAUGUUAUCGGCAACGAGCUUGACAGCGCAAUCUCCGGCUCCAAGGCGACGCGCCCUAUCAUAAAGCCAAGGUCAAAGGCCGGCCUUACUCUGCGCGAGACUAACCGACCCUAUUCCGGCCUCACACAAGUCUGCAAGCUGCUCCGCUAUGAAUACCGCCCGAUCUACAUGCAGAAGCAGGAGAUUGGUAUGGACCUGACCGAUAUUGUCGAGUACCUGCAAGCCUUCUACUACGAAGCACCUACCCGUUUCGCCAACCUCCCAGCUCCUGGUCGGCGCGAGACCGAUUUGCCCUUUGGCGGCAACUUGACUAUUGCAAUCGGAGACAAGCCCAACGAGAAGGAGCUCGCCGCCGACGGGAUCGAGGCCUUUCCGCUCCUAGAGAUCUGGGCAAAUAGUUUCAAGAUCGAAGCCGGCUUUGGACGCUAUCUAAAGGUCCACUACGCUCCUGAGGAUGACGGUGAGGCUAAGGAUCUGUACCGCCUGUUCGGCCGCUGUGUCCUGGAAAACCGCUCCUGCAGCCCGAUGAAUAUCCUCUGGCGUACUAUCCUGCGUAACCGCGCCCUUGCCUCUGUGCGCAUCCACCGCAAACCUGCGGCUCGCCAUGUCAGCGUCUUCCUUAGUACUUUCUCCCCGAGUGUCAAACCGUACAUCCACAUCAUUUUCAAGAAGAAGUAUGCUGAGCCGUGGAUGACCAAGUUUGACUCGGCUAUCCCCAAGGUUCCUGACUGGCUGGCCGACCGGGGAUUCAGUGAUAUGGAGUACUUCGAUGUCAAGGUUGGCGUCGAGCCUGCGGGCGUAAAGUAG
Molecule: messenger RNA, 1242 nt
Organism: Cucurbitaria berberidis CBS 394.84
Lineage: Eukaryota; Fungi; Ascomycota; Dothideomycetes; Pleosporales; Cucurbitariaceae
Exons: 3
Coding region: 1-1242 (413 amino acids)
Source: RefSeq, a predicted model, not a curated record